This is a messenger RNA of Phaeoacremonium minimum UCRPA7, 873 nucleotides long. RefSeq names its product putative dihydrouridine synthase protein. The transcript has 6 exons. The coding region runs from base 1 to 873 and encodes 290 amino acids. Gene Ontology annotation, biological process: tRNA processing. Lineage: Eukaryota; Fungi; Ascomycota; Sordariomycetes; Togniniales; Togniniaceae. The record is from RefSeq and is a predicted model, not a curated record. Gene Ontology annotation, molecular function: tRNA dihydrouridine synthase activity; flavin adenine dinucleotide binding.
AUGCACUCUAAGGACGCCGAGUCCUGGAGUCUUGAGCAUCCGCUCAAAAUCUUCGACCUGGCAAAGAGGCAGGGCCGCUUCGUGUACACCUCAGCGCCUAUGCUUGCUUUCCGACAGACAGUUUACGCCUAUGGUACCGACAUAUGCUGGACACCUAUGAUUCUCGCGAAAGAGUUCAACAGGAGCCAUUUCGCUCGCGAUAGCGAUCUUACACUGUCAACAGAUGGACCGCAGCCGCCCACCAUCGUGCAGUUCGGCUCGAAUUCGCCCCUCGAGCUAUCCAGAGCGUCUUCGCUGGUGGCCCCAUUUGUUAGCGGAGUGGACUUGAACUGCGGAUGCCCUCAGUCUUGGGCAUGCGCCGAGACUCUCGGUGCCGCCCUCAUGGAGAAGCGAGAGCUUGUACGAGACAUGGUACUUGAGACGCGGAGCCGACUCCGCGACGAAGGCUGGGGUGUGGGCAAGGAGAAGGAUAUGGAGAACCCAAAGGGCCGUAGCGUUAGCGUCAAGAUUCGUGUGCACAAAGAUUUGAGGAAAACUAUGGACUUCAUCGAGACUGUGCUAGGACCAGAGCAAGACCGCCACAUCGACUUCCUAACGAUCCAUCCCCGGACGAGGCAAACCCCGUCCAGUAUCCCUAUCAACCUGGAGGCACUAGAAAUACUGACAUCGAAGGCCCCCCUACCCCUGAAGUUGGUAUUGCAUCACCUGAGCGAGAUGUGUGCACCGGGACUGGGCCCGAACAAAGAGUCGUUACUGAGCAAAAAGGAGAGGGUCGCUAUGCUUGAGUGCACGAACAUGAUCGACCUGAUAGACUUCAUCGACGAGAAGAUUGGGGAUAGGAACGGCCAUUCGGGACUGCGACGAGAUAGGUAA